UUUUUUUUUGCAGGUUUUCACACCAGUUCGUAUUUAUUUGCUAAUCGCUAAGGUGCCCACGAAGAUCGAAUGCCAUUUUCACUAUUUGGAUAUACAGGCAGUAGAAAGUAAAAAAUCCACACACUUCGCGAUCAUCACAAAUGAUCGCCCAUAUUCAUUUGUAACGAGCUUUGACGCGGGGAGCUUCAGUGCGAACGCUGAUGUUAUACUCACCGAUUUGGCAUCGGCAAUUAAGCACAUUUUUCCAACAGUUCCUCUCAAGUACAUCAUAAGAAGGAUCGACAUUCAACCGCCUGAACGUGAGGUGGUAUUUUCUGAGGAAUUUCGUCCCACAGAUCCGCGCAGUGUUGGACCUUGUGGCGGUUUUAGCACACAGUAUGCUUGUAUGUGUGAUUUUCAUGGUGUGCCCUACAGAAGUCGCAUGGGAUAUUGAUACGAUUUACUUGUCGCAUGAUACACGCGUGCUGAAUUUACGUGAUUUCGAUCAUUUGGAACCAAAAGACUUAAUGGCCAUUGUGUCCGCAUUGGAAUAUAAUACAUUUUUUCGCGGCCUAAAAGCAUCACAUAUGCGCCUCUCCAAUGAGACUUUGGAACGUAUACUACACGUGCUCAAGCGUUCAAUGUGGCUGGAAGAGCUGCAUUUGGAGGCAUUAGGUUUAAAAUCGGAUUUUUUGCAUAAAUUAGCUGUAUCUGUGAUUACAAACAACAAUCCCGCAAUACGUACGAUCGAUUUGAGUCAUAAUUUGAUUGAGGAUAAAGGUGCUAUUCAUCUAGCCGGUCCCAUUGCCAAAGUAUCGAAAGGUCUAUGCAAACUGGCGCUCGCUCAUUGCGGUCUCACAUCGAAGGGCGUGAAUCAGAUGUCACAUUCGUUGUCGCUAAAUCAAAGUAUUUCCAAUUCGCUCACGCAUUUAGAUUUAAGUGGCAAUAGCCUCAAGGAUGAUAUAACAAAUUUACAUAAUUUUCUGGCACAGCCGAAUGUUUUAGAACAUUUGGAUCUCUCAUCGACUGAUAUAACCUUGGAGAAUUUAUUUGGUGCUCUCUUACGCGGUUGUGCAACGCAUUUAGCUCAUUUAAAUGUUUCACAUAAUUCUUUUAGCACCAAAAAGGGCAAAGAGAUACCGCCAUCAUUCAAACAGUUCUUCACGAGUUCAUUAAGUUUAAAGCAUUUAAAUAUUGCCGGUUGUAAACUGCCAAUGGAAGCGCUCAAAAAUUUACUACUCGGUUUGGCGUGCAACGAGUCCACAGCUGGGCUGUACUUAGAUUUAAGUAGCAAUACGUUAGGUGCCCAGGGUGCGCAUGUUUUAGAAUCAUGCAUACAUGGCGUACGGGUUCUACAAAGUUUAGACAUAAGUGACAAUAAUUUGGAUGCCGAAUUAGCUCCCGUUUUAACAGCGAUUUCAAAGAACCCAUCGAUACGCACGCUUUAUAUGACGCGCAGUCUGACAGGCAUGAAAUUGAAACAUAUUCCCACUGUUAUGGAUGCGUUGGUCAAUUUGAUACAAAAAGAUGAUUUCCCACUGGCGGAAUUGGUGAUCUCCGAAAAUAAAUUGAAAAACGAUAUACACGAUUUUAUUAAUGCGCUUGGCAGCAAUCAAAGUUUGCAAAAAUUAGAUAUUAGUGGCAAUUACAUGGGCGACGUGGGAGCACGCCUGCUCGCAAAAGCUUUACAAAUCAACAACAAAUUGCGCACAAUUUACAUGGAUAAAAAUAAUAUAACACCACAAGGUUAUGCUGAUAUCGUUUACGCUUUAGAAAACAAUCACAGUAUGCGCACCAUACAAUAUCCAGUAUUUGACAUCACACCGCAUAUGAAAAACCAUCCAGAGAAAACGGAUGCGAUUAUGCGCAAAAUGCAAGAGCUAUUGCAACGUAAUUGCAAUGGCCUAAAACGCACUAAUGGACAAGGUUUCCGCCUGCAACAUGGUUUUUUGCUAUCUUCAACGCAUCAAUUAGUUGAUAAACUAGUAGCCGAAACACAGGACAAUAUUUCGGUGGCAAAGGGCAGCGACUCGUCGGCAGUGCAGCGACUUAUCGACGAUGCGGAAAAUUGCAAACAGCUAAUGCCAAAAUUGCAAGAGGCAGUACGCUGCGAAUCGCAUCCAAUCGAAAUAAAGCUGACGCGUAUCGCCAGUGAUCUCAGCUAUACCAUACAAGGUUAUUUGGAAGAGACGUUGGAGACAAUGUUGCGCACUGCAGUGGAGCAGUGCCCCAAAACAUUGGGCAGUCAAAUGGUCGUGCAAGAUCUACGCAAAGCGCUUAGUGAACGUCUACAGAUGCCAGAAGAUUUUGUACAGAGUUGCUUGCUGAAUAAUGCUGGCAGCGAGAUCAUGAACAAAGUGGGUGAAAUUGAACAAUCUUUGGCGGCGUCCAUCUCAGAUCGCGCCACUGAUGAGGUGCUGGAGGCGCUUACGCGCUAUCGACGCGGCCUGGGUAUUGCUGAUUCACCUUCGGUGCUACUCGAUGAACCGCAAACGCCUGAUAUUGUGCGCAGCCGUUCGAGUCAUGAUGGUGAAGGAAUGAUAAUACGCCCUGGACGCGGUUCUGUUUUACCCAAAAUGGGUCUGGAAUCACCCACCGCCACACCACAUAUGCCCACCAAGCGUCGUUCGGUUGCGCGUAAAGUGCGUCCCCAGUCCGUCGUUGAGAAUUUGAGCUUGGGACAUAUACCCGAUCUGCUUGAAUCGCCCUCUUCCCAUCGCUCCUCGACACAACUUUCAGCGCGUGAUUCGAAUGGUACAGGCGCUAGCAUCGCAGGCACCACCAUUGGCAGUGGCAAUGCCAUGGAUGAUUUGGGUGUCGAUGAAUGCGGCGACUCAAUAACAGAACUGCCCAGUGCAUCAUUUCAACUUCAGCACUUGGUUAAAGGGCGACCGAAACGCGCAAAGACGCGCGCACCCACACGACCACUCGUUGCUGUUGAUAACAGCGCCGGGCCGAGCACCAAAGAAAUUGGCGAGGGUUUGGAUUUAUUCUUCCGUCCCGGUUCAGUAACGCCAACCACACUGACGCCACUCAUUUCACCCACCUCUGAAGAGUGCAGCUCAUUAUCGUUUGUCGAUAGUCCGACAAUGAGUCGCGAUGGCAACGGUCAUUUGACAUCCGAGGAGACCACACCUAUCUUGGAGGAACGUAGGCCGAUCAAGUUGGAUCGCCAGUCACCAUUACUGAAGGGCAUACCCUGGACUACACGUUCACGUUCCACAGAUAAUUUGGAAAAGUAUUCACCCUUGAUUGGACGAAAAUCGCCGUUAGUUAAAAUGCGCACUGAAGGUGGCACCGCUGCGACGGGUGAGGACACGAAUUCUGUGCUGAAAGCGCCGGAACGAGAGAAUAAGAUGCGUUCACCUAGCAGCGAUUCGAUUCGUAGUCACACAGGUGUCGACGGCAUCAGCGUGAAGACAACAAAUGGUAUAAUACGCACACCAAUUAUCCUACAGAAACCACGUCCCUGGUCAGUGGUGGGUAGUGAACCCAAAGCGCCUGGUGCUAAUGACUUUCAAGGCAGUGAUUCGAGCAAGACAACGCCAGAGAAACUUGACGAAGAUGCCGAAUCGUUAUCGUUUAGUCAAAGCAGCAACAAUGUUGGCAACGCGACAGGAGCCGCAUUGGAGAAAAAGUCUGUACGGGAGCUUGCAGCUGGCCUGAAUCGCUUAGAACUCCCAAUGAAACCACAAGCGCUACCGAGAACAUUACUCACCAGCGCCUCAGCGAUAUCCAAAUCAGCUUCCACUUCGCACAUCACUAGCACGAACAGCAGUAGCAUAAAUAGCAACAAUGUUUUAUAUAGCACCAGCAGCAGUAGCAACAGCAGCGGUAGUCGUAGCCGCAGUAGCAGCACAACCACCACAACCACAACAAUGUUGCAGACUCAACGCAUGAAAAUUACAACUAAUAGCAGCAGCAGCUCUACAACUACGACAAGUGCCGCAAAUGCAACUGCAACAAAUGACAGCGACAAUCAUGAAACACUGCUCACCAAAACCAUUAUCACUGAGAAUGGCAAUGGCAGCAGCAGCAGUAGUUUCAUUACAAAUGAAAUUAUCAACAUACGUAAUGGCAUCAAUAGCAAUUCCACCAACCGUGACAGCACCAAUACGAAUGCAAGUGAUACCAGCGUCAGUGAGCGAUUCAGCAGUGGCAGCAAUGCUUCGAGUUUAGGCAUUCCAGUUGGUGGCUUCAAGCGCAUUGCGGGCAAAGAGAUUUCUACUUUAUUCGAGGAGACAUUAGUUGAAGGCCUACAACGCUCUUCGACGCGGCGAACAUUUAGAGAUACGCAAUAUACAAAAGAGGAUGUUGUUGAUUUGUGAGAAGUAUGAAGAAAAAAUAUACGCGGAAAAUAAUGGCAGAACUUCAGCGAAGCAUAGAUAUGUAACGACAGCAUUAAUAUAUGUUACCGAUAUACAAUAUAUGCACAAUUAUGUAUGUAUGAACAUCCAUAUGUAGUAAACAAAUUGAACACAACUUAAACGGAAGCAAAUAUUUCUUGAAGAAAUAUUUAGAGUUUUUAAUGUUCAGCCAACAGUCAUUGCACAUUGGCCAAAAGCCAAUAAUAUACACGAAUAAUAAAAUGGUGCGAAAAAAUAUUUUAGAGAAUAUGUACCACAUACAAUAUCUUUCAUACAUAUAAUUAGCGCCCCCAUUUCAGAGUGAUAUUGUUUGCCUUAUGUUUAUGUUUAUUUAUUUAUUUUUAAUAAUUUUCAAUUAAUCUGCAGUGCAUUCUUUAGCAGAGCGCAUAUAAACCCAAGUUUAAAACUUUGUAGAAAACUAAAACUUUUCAACAAAUAAUCCUCCAAAUUUCAAUUUUUUUCCGAUGUGUUUUAUAUUUUUUUGAGUGGCAAACAAUAUCAAUUUGAAAUGGCGAAGUGCUAAUGAUAUGACCGAUACUGUAUGAAGGUAUAUUUGAAAAAAAAUAAUAAUUGCAUGCAAUCGAUAGUUUCAAAUUUAUAUGCGUCUACCAUUUCUGUAUUAGCUUAUGAUUUGUGCAAUCACUCUGCGCCUUAUUUUUUAUACUAAAAUCAAAAUGUAAAUUAUUUUUUUUAUACUUCCAUGCAAAAAAAAGUGUGCUUAUGUAAAUUACUUCUAACUUUUUUUGGCAUUAUUUGCGUUUCGAGUGUAUUUUAAUGUAAAGUUUAUUCAUUACAUAUUUUUACGAAGAAAAACACGUGUAAAACCUUGUAUUUAUAUAAUUCUUAUAGUUUUAAUUUAACAUUUAAUUCUAAUGCGAUAUGUAAUGUGUUUCAAUGAUAAUGCCGAUGUUGAUUCAUAUUUCACACUAAACACUAAAAUUUACUUUAAAUUAAAUUUAAACAUUUAAAUGUGUGUGAGUGCGCGCGUUUUAUAUUAAACUAAACUUGUAUGUAUUUACUUACAUACAUACAUAUGUUGAUAUAUAAUUCUAUUAAGAAUAUGUAUGUAUGUAAUUAUAUGUAUGGAUUGAUUUUAAGUGCCAAUCAUAUUUUAUGAACAACUAAAUAACCAAGAAUAAAGUGAAUGAAUAAAAAUUUAAUAAUAUUAAAGUGUUAGAAAGGUAUAAACCGAACAAAAAGUUUUCUUGAUCUAAGGAUUUCCAAGGAUACGUACAUACAACCAGACAACUAAUGCAGUUUUACGAAGGUUUUGACAAAAGUUGGAAAAUUUAUUAAAAAACAUAAAAUGAAAUAAUGUUUUUUUUUAUAACUGCUUCCAUUCGAUAAGCAUUUCCGCAAUACUUUUCGCGUGAAUCCCGUAAAGAGUAAAAAGUGAGUAACAACCAAAAAGUUCGGGUACAAUCUUGCAACUUCAUUCUCUACACAACUCUCCAAAA
This is a messenger RNA of Rhagoletis pomonella (apple maggot), 5803 nucleotides long. It is a transcript of the gene LRR, whose product is annotated as F-actin-uncapping protein LRRC16A. The coding region runs from base 378 to 4307 and encodes 1309 amino acids. Gene Ontology annotation, biological process: cell migration; regulation of Arp2/3 complex-mediated actin nucleation. NCBI's taxonomy places the organism in Eukaryota, Metazoa, Arthropoda, Insecta, Diptera, Tephritidae. The transcript has 21 exons. Gene Ontology annotation, cellular component: plasma membrane; lamellipodium. Gene Ontology annotation, molecular function: protein binding. The record is from RefSeq and is a predicted model, not a curated record.